AUGCCGUCUUUGACUGUUGCUCUUGCGAGCGUGCUCGCUCUUGUUCCUUCGGCUCUGGCUGGCUGGAACGUCAACUCAAAACAGAACAUUGCCGUGUACUGGGGACAAAACUCGGCCGGCUCGCAAAGCACCCAGCAGCGCCUCUCGUUCUAUUGCAAUGACGCCAAUAUCAACGUCAUUGACAUUGCUUUCCUGAACGGCAUCACUCCCCCCAUGACCAACUUUGCCAACGCCGGCGAUCGAUGCACCCCCUUUUCCGACAACCCCUGGCUCCUGAGCUGCCCCGAGAUUGAAGCCGACAUCAAGACCUGCCAGGCCAACGGCAAAACCAUCCUCCUCUCCCUCGGCGGCGACUCCUACACCCAGGGCGGCUGGUCCUCGGCCUCGGCCGCCCAAGCCGCCGCCGACCAAGUCUGGGCCAUGUUCGGCCCCGUGCAGUCCGGCUCCUCGGCCGAGCGCCCCUUUGGCAGCGCCGUCGUCGACGGCUUCGACUUUGACUUUGAGGCCACGACCAGCAACCUCGCCGCCUUUGGCGCCCAGCUCAAGAGCCGCAGCGGCGCCGCCGGCGGCAAGAAGUUUUAUUUCUCCGCCGCGCCGCAGUGCUUCUUCCCGGACGCGGCCGUCGGCGCGCUCAUCAACGCCGUGCCCAUGGACUGGAUCCAGAUCCAGUUCUACAACAACCCGUGCGGCGUCAGCGGCUUCACGCCCGGCGCCGCGCAGCAGAGCAACUACAACUUCCAGACGUGGGAGGACUGGGCCAAAACGAGCCCCAACCCCAACGUCAAGCUGCUCGUGGGCAUCCCCGCGGGCCCGGGCGCUGGGCGCGGGUACGUCUCUGGCUCGCAGCUCUCGUCUGUGUUCCAGUACUCGAAGCAGUUCAGCACGUUUGCGGGCGCCAUGAUGUGGGACAUGUCCCAGUUGUAUCAGAACAGUGGCUUUGAAGCGCAGGUUGUCAGUGCGUUGGCAUAG
Trichoderma citrinoviride is the source of this 969-nucleotide messenger RNA. Its product is annotated as glycoside hydrolase family 18 protein. Bases 1 to 969 code for a protein of 322 amino acids. Lineage: Eukaryota; Fungi; Ascomycota; Sordariomycetes; Hypocreales; Hypocreaceae. Gene Ontology annotation, molecular function: chitinase activity. The transcript has 4 exons. The record is from RefSeq and is a predicted model, not a curated record. Gene Ontology annotation, cellular component: extracellular region. Gene Ontology annotation, biological process: carbohydrate metabolic process.